CUGCGAGCCCCCCAACCCUCCAGCCAGCCUACACCCCACCCCGCCCCACAACUCGCCCCCGCCCAGACCAGAGAAGAGCGUACAGCGCAUCCCGGCCCUCUCCGCUCCCCAGCCGCACUGGUCGUAUCUUCCCGAUCCAUUGCCUGUAAGCGUCCUCCUCCGACCCUCUGCCGCGGCUGCCCGUGUGGACGCAUCCGAGACCGAAGGCAAACAUCGCUGGCCAGCCGCUGACGUUGUUGUCCGCCAGCAUCUUAUAUCUGGAUCGAGUCCUUUCGGCCUUACUGUGGACUUAAUCGGACUGCUUGCAGAACCCUCCUUUGCCUCUGAAACAUUUGCUCCCGCGCCAUCUCGAGCCCUAUACACACACAACUCUUGGCUUUUCUCGAACAGUCAAAUAAUUUUCACAAGCGGCCACCCGCCCACCGUCGACUUUGUUCUAUAAAGCUCCAUAUCGCCCCUAUAACUCCCGCCACAUCACAACUUCGACAUGCCUCCCCCACCCCCCGCCCCUCCCGUCUUCUACAGCUUCUCCGACUCUGACGUCCUCGUCGACUCUCUCGCCAACUUUGUCGUCAAGGCCCAGCGAGAUGCCGUCGAGAAGCGCGGUAAAUUCACCAUCGCCCUGUCCCGAGGUUCCCUCGCUGCCAAUCUGAGAGGUCUUGUUGGUCAGGAGAAUGUCCAGUGGGACAAGUGGGAAGUUUUCUUUUGCGACGAGGCCGCUGUACCCCUCGAGGACGAGGACUCUAAUUACCACUCCAACUACCUCUCCUUCCUAUCCACCGUCCCCAUCCCGCCCAAGCAGAUCCACACUAUCGACGUCACCCAGCUCGACGACCUCGAAGAGCUUGCGGAUCAGUACGAAAAGCAGCUUGUCAACCACUUUGCGGCGAGCAAUGCCGCGAGGUACCCUGUGUUUGACUUGAUGCUCUUGGGUAUUGGGCCGGAUGGAGAGACCUGUAGUUUGUUCCCUGGACACGAGAUCCUGACUGAAAAGGACGCGUGGGUCUCUUACAUCGAUGACGCACCCAGAGGGCCCAAGAGGAGAAUCACCAUGACGCUGCCAGUAUUGACACACUGUUACCGUGCGGUGUUUGUGGCCACCGGCAAGGAAAAGGCCGAGAUGCUGCAUACCAUCCUCGACAAGCCCGAAGCCGGCCUGCCUUGCUCUCGCGUCCGACCUGCCUCCCCCGGUCUCGUUUUCUGGUUUGCCGACGCCGACGCUGCCUCUGCUACUGAAACCCCCGCGACAACAUUUAGGUGGAUAGAUAACGAAAAGGAAGCAAAGGAGGCCGUGGAGGGCGCAAAGAGGAAGGCGUUGAGGAAGCAGAAGGAAGCAGAAGAGGCCAAGACGGAGGCGUAACAAAAUGUCUAAAUCAGCCGUGAAUGGUGUCACCGUGUGUGGUAGAUCAUUAUAUGUGUUUUCGUCCUCUUUUUCAACUCAUUCUCUUUCUCAACUAUAGUCAAACCCAUUUCGUUUAUCUUUCCUCCUCCCGGGAUAUACAAUCUCGUUUUGUGUAUUCCCUCUGCCAUGUGCAGUUUUAUACAUUCGAUCGCCGAUCCUGAUUCCGAUCUAUAUUUAUCCCCGUUACUUUUCGCUACUAUAUCAUCGACCAACAGUCCCCGACGGAAAUACACAAGUACAAGAAGGCGAAAGAAAUAGCAAUGCAUAUCCAUAACAUUCGAU
Cryptococcus amylolentus CBS 6039 is the source of this 1684-nucleotide messenger RNA. Its product is annotated as 6-phosphogluconolactonase. The coding region runs from base 488 to 1360 and encodes 290 amino acids. Gene Ontology annotation, biological process: pentose-phosphate shunt; carbohydrate metabolic process. The record is from RefSeq and is a predicted model, not a curated record. NCBI's taxonomy places the organism in Eukaryota, Fungi, Basidiomycota, Tremellomycetes, Tremellales, Cryptococcaceae. Gene Ontology annotation, molecular function: 6-phosphogluconolactonase activity. The transcript has 5 exons.